CUGUCUGGAGCUAUCACAGACGCUACGAUGUUUCCAAACCUGUUUGAUAUCGCCACUGAUCUCGUAAUGUGAGUGAAACAAUGACAAGGUGGAACUAAUCCAGCCAAUCACAGUGCAGAUUUGCAUUUUUACGAAGAAACGAAAAGCCACAAAUCAACUAACUAAUUUAACAAAUGCAUAGAUUGUGUAUAUAAUACCACGUUUCAUUGUACUGUUUAAUCCCCUCCAACUCUUUCUGCAGGACUGACCGUCCUCGUUGUCCACGUCUUCCAAGCCAAAGUAACUGCACAGACCAAUCGAAGAGCCAGUUGAUCGUCCAUGCUUGAAGAAAUGGCCUAUAAUCACUGUAAUUUCUCGCAAGAAUUUAUGUGAGAAACGUAUUUUCGCUGAUGGUUGGGAAUGCCUCUUCACUGAAUGUUUUGUAGUGCGUGCACCUCGUCAGCGUUGUGUUGUGUAGUAUGCGCGCAGCUAUGACAAGAUGACGACAGAUGAGAAGAAAUCUUGUUGCGUGUGAGGAACAGUGAUUGGGCUUGUCUUUCAAUCAUGUAGUGUGAGCUUGCCAAUACGAAGAUAGUUUUGGGGCAAACAACACUAGCAGUGGUGAUAUACUUUGAUUUCUUUUCCAUUUAAUUUUUAUUACUCAUUUUUUUGUGGAGCACCUAAUUUGACAACUUUUUUUUGUGCUUGAAAACCAAGCCAAUAGCAAAAAAACUGCAGAAUAAGAUGGAGAAAAGAAGGGGGUUGGUUGAUUUAUACACAUUUGUUAAUAAACUUUAGGGAGUGUAAAUGAUAACAAUGUUAAUUUUUAGGUGAACUGUCCCUUUAAGUGUAUAAACUGUCUUCUGUUGCAUCAGUUUGACCCAUUUAAGAUGAUCACAGCACCAGUUGCAAAGUGAUAUGGUUCCUUUGAAUCCUUAAACAGGCUUUCUCAUGGAAAUUUUAGGAAUGUCAGUGUAUUGCCGUUAAUGACAUGAACUGUCUAAAUUGUCUAAUUGUCUGUCUAGUGAUUUCUGUGCUGAUAUUCUGUAUGUUUGUGUACGUGACUGUAAGUGAUGUAUAUUUCAGACGCAGGUUGUCUCACGCUAUCGCAACAUUCAAAUCCGCAUUCAAACCAGCUGUGUUUGCAUGACUCUGUGCAAUAUAACCACAGCAAUGAGCACAAUAAAUCACUGAGAUUAAUCACCUCCAUCAGGUGCACUUAAAACCAAGUUAAAUGAGUUAAAGGCCAUAGACUGUUCAAGCAAAGUCUGAGAACUGAAAGGGAGGCUAAAUGCUUUUAAACUGCUAGCUGGCCAGACUGAUUCUUAAGACUACGUCUGAUCAUAUGAUGGCUGUUUGUAAGAAAGACAGAAUGGAUGCUUUUGUUGCUGCUUUUAUCAACAGCUUUUUUCCAGUUUCCAAAGUAAAGCAUCUCUGCACCAAUCCUCCGCAGUUUAUCCGUAGGGUUUAUAAAUGAAAGAUUGUGCACUGAUGUCUAAAACGAGUCGAGUACCAACUCCAUUUCAUUAAAUAAGGAUCGCAGGACUUUGAUGCAAAUGACCAGGAUCAGUGAUCAGUAAGGACAGACUUACAGAUGCUGAUGCGCCUGAUGGAUUCACUACAUUUACAUCUAUUCGUUUAGCAGAUGGUUUAUCCAAAGCAACUUACAAAUGAGGAAAACGCUUUUAGACCAGGACAAUACCAAAGAAGUGUGUUUACAGAACAAUAUAAACAAAUGGAAGUUAGUAGGUUGAGAUAUGAACUGAGAGGAGGUGUGGUUUUCAGGACGAGAAGACAGAUAGAGCUGCAUGUGGAGUAAAUCCAGAAGAGAAGCGGGCUGCGCACCGAACCCUGAGGCACACCACUGGUAAAAAGUAAUUAAGUGAUGCAUGAUGAAGAGGUUUUGCUCUUGGUUCUUCUGGCAGCUCUGACGCAUGUGACAUUCUCACAGACUCGUAUGUUUUACUUUGUGCCGAAGUCGAUGAGCUGGUCAGACGCACAGAUGCACUGCCGACGGAAUUACAUUGAUCUGGCCGCCAUCGAUGACCAGACUGAUCAGGAUGAGAUGAUGAGAGUCAUACGGCAGUUUCAUGAAGGAGACGUGUGGAUCGGACUCAGUCGGACAGACGUGAACGCUCCCUGGAUCUGGUCCGAUCAGAGCCCAUCCACGUUCAUGCCGUGGGCUCCCACUCAGCCGAACAACUGGGAAAGCAAUCAGUACUGCGUGAUAGUGACUCUGGGGGCGAAGCUUAACGAUCUGGACUGUAAAACAACCCUUCCUUCUGUUUGCUAUACUGAGAGACGCAAACAGACAGUAAGACUGAGGGUCAAGUCAAGUCAAAAUGUGAAUGAUCCUGCGGUGAAGACCGAGAUUCUGCUGCAGAUUGGGAAGAUACUGAAGGAGAAGGGGCUGGCAAAAGAUGCUAAACUUUCAUGGAAAAUUCAGCCAGAUGGAAAUGUCUUCCAGAAGAAUGAUGCUACUUAACAGACUUGCUCUUAAAAAAAUGGACAAAAAAAAUUAGUUUUAUUGAUCCACUAAUAAAUAAUAUAGUAAGAACUGCAUCUUUGAUUUGACACAUCAUUACCCAUUUUAGCUGAUCACGUGUUUAAAAUGUGAUGUGUAUUUAUUUACAUAAUAUCAACGAGUCACUAUAAUGUAAUCUUAAUCUUUCAUUUGAAUUAAGGGAUACUUAUAACUUCAUAAUUGUCUUGUUUAAAUGCUUAAAUCCAGAAAUUGUGACAUUAAUGUGGGUGAAACAAAUCCUAGUUAUUUUAAUUGCUUAUUCAUUUCUAUGGGGAAAAUAACAAGGAGUUUCCAUUUUAUGAGGAACAUUUUUUUAGAGCUAAAUACUAUUUUAGAGAGUUUUUUUUUUAUUCAAAUGUUCAAUAUAGGAUAUAUGUGCUGUUAAAUUGUACAGCAUUUAACCUGAAAUGAACUCAAAUGUAUCGUCCAUGUUAGAGCGCUGGCAGCCGGUCAGGUUGCACUCGUUUUAUUUAAUACAGCCAGUGACACUGAAUUUGCAUCUGCUUCAUUGUUGUCACUGAAAAAUGUUUUAGUUGAACAACCAAUCUCAGGUAAAGCACAGAUAUGCGGGUUUCUUUACACAGUUUAUGCAUCAAAGUUGUUGUAAUGAGAACAAAAUGUAUGCUGCGUAUACAAUAUGUUGUAAAUGUUCGACAUGU
Messenger RNA from Onychostoma macrolepis, 3162 nucleotides. Its product is annotated as C-type lectin mannose-binding isoform-like. Bases 1865 to 2464 code for a protein of 199 amino acids. The transcript is spliced from 6 exons. The record is from RefSeq and is a predicted model, not a curated record. NCBI's taxonomy places the organism in Eukaryota, Metazoa, Chordata, Actinopteri, Cypriniformes, Cyprinidae.